This is a messenger RNA of Ostertagia ostertagi, 1125 nucleotides long. Lineage: Eukaryota; Metazoa; Nematoda; Chromadorea; Rhabditida; Trichostrongylidae. The record is from the annotation of a GenBank genome assembly.
AUGGGACAGUGCCCGAAGUGCAAUGAGGAUCACCACUCUUCACUGUGCACUGCUUCUGAAAGCAGACGUGUCUCAACGAAUUCAAUUGCCAGGCGACAAAACGCGUCACCAACUUCAACUCAACAUGUGAUAUCAACGGUCUCCUUCUCGAAGCAAGCUUCCCGCUCAAGACCAGAAGGACCACGCAUUUCACAAGAGGGCACUAACCAAGCAUGGAAGGCAAACAAAUCACAAACAAAAUGUGCAGCUCUCCCUAAGAACACUGUUAGUGACUCAGAACAAGUGACAACCGAUCAGUGCGUGUUGCAAGUGGCAUCUGUACUAAUCUUCAGUGAAGCUGAGAUGGACUAUGAACCAAUCAAUAUCCUACUCGACUCAGGAGCGCAGCGAAGUUUCAUAAGAACGGAGGCCAAAAGCCAUUUACAGCUCCCAACACUAUGUUCUACAAAGCUAACCACUAUAGGAAUGGGAGAACUACGAGAGACGUUUAACACAGAAGAAGUUAGAAUAACUCUGAAAGGUCUCCAUAGCUCCAAAAAAUUGAUGAGGCAAUCGGUUCAUACCAAGCAGAAAUUGACUACAACGACACGGACUGCAGAGCUCUCAUACGCUGACAAGAGAUUCAUCAGCGAAUGCAAUAUCUCAAUUGCUCAGCAGACCCUGAAGUCAUCCGAAGUUACACCUGCUAUCAUAAUAGGGCAGGAUCUACUCAACCAAGUCGUUCGUUAUGACAUACCAGUGAAGAUUCUGCCAUCUGGAUUAAUACUGACUCCCACGAUAUUUGGAUACACAAUAUCCGGUACAAGCAAAAUCAGCUCUACAAAAGCUAAGGACAGCUUUAUAUGCACUUCCCAAUUCAAUGUUGUGCCAAGUUCGAACGUAACCGAAAAACUAAAAAGGAACGCUACAGAUUCUUGCAAGAUAAAAACAUUGUCACACACAAUCCCAGGCUGCAGUGAAACAGCUCUUCACCGUGAACGCCUAAAAUGUCGACCAUCAAGAAGCAAGCGCCGAAAAGAAGCAAUAGAAGUGAAAGAUAUAUGGAAACGACGCGACCUGUUAGACAACUCAUUCAACUUUGUCGUGCGAGGACCGUUCUCACUACAGCACCUGUAUCAGAAAUAA